Salarias fasciatus (jewelled blenny) is the source of this 1091-nucleotide messenger RNA. It is a transcript of the gene chchd10, whose product is annotated as coiled-coil-helix-coiled-coil-helix domain containing 10. The record is from RefSeq and is a predicted model, not a curated record. NCBI's taxonomy places the organism in Eukaryota, Metazoa, Chordata, Actinopteri, Blenniiformes, Blenniidae. Gene Ontology annotation, cellular component: mitochondrion; nucleus. Gene Ontology annotation, biological process: mitochondrion organization. The transcript has 5 exons. The coding region runs from base 450 to 860 and encodes 136 amino acids.
UGGCUCCGGCCGCCGGGUGAAGCGCCGUCGCGCGGCGGGCAGUGUGGAAGACCGGGCUCUGCUACCGGGGACGCAUUCCAGAGUUUAUAUUCCAGAGGAGAACCUGAAGAACAGCGCCGACAUGGAACCCGAAACUCCACCUCCUGCAGGCUGCAGCGCCCCCGGCGGCCUGGGGUGGAACUUCUUCCUCUCGUUCGUUAUUGGCGGCUGGCCACCGUGUUGGGGCACUACCGCCACCCGCUGGGCUGGAGUGUUACUGCAGACUGCUCAGCCGAAGCUCGAUCUGCAUUCGUGACGUCACGAGAAGCGCAGCCCCUCCUGUUGACAUCUCGCGAGAUUUGCGUUCAUUCAGUCGCGAGACGUGGAGCUGUCCGACAGAAGGUCAGCGCGAGGACGGAGCGCGGCGUCGUCCCAGUGUCUCCAGAAGCGUCCCGGACCCGGUAGAAGCCAUGGCCAGAGGCAGCCGCGGCCGCCCGGCGGCCCCCAGCAGCUCGGCGCCGUCCUACGCCCCGGCCCCCGCCCCGGCCCCCGCCCCGGCCCCGGCCCAGGGACCCGGCCUCAUGGCUCAGAUGGCCACCACGGCGGCGGGCGUGGCCGUGGGCUCCGCCGUGGGCCACGUGAUGGGCAGCGCUCUGACGGGGGCAUUCGGUGGAGGCGGCGGAAGCGGAAGCCCGGAGCCGGUCAAGCCGGCCUAUCAGGAGCCCCCCCGGCCUGCUGCAGCCCCGCCCGGCCCCUGUCACUUCGAGGUCAAGCAGUUCCUGGACUGUGCCACCAACCAGUCGGACCUGACUCUGUGUGAAGGCUUCAACGAGGCUCUCAAGCAGUGCAAGUUCUCCCAUGGCGUGACGUCGCUGGUUUGAAGGCUGUCUGAUGGUCUGAUGGUCUGAUAUGGUCUGAUGGUCUGAUGGGGUCUGAUGGUCUGAUGGGGUCUGGACGGGCCGGAUGCAGACGUGAAGCUCAAGUCGUAGCCUGGAUUCUCAUGUUCCGCUGGACGUGAGACGGACAGCGCCACGCCUCGGUGGACUGAGUUGGACUGAGUUGUACGAGAGGCUUCUGAAUGUAGUGAUCUUGUAAUAAACAGCUGCUGUCUC